Molecule: messenger RNA, 1930 nt
Organism: Phaeodactylum tricornutum CCAP 1055/1
Lineage: Eukaryota; Bacillariophyta; Bacillariophyceae; Surirellales; Neidiaceae
Exons: 1
Coding region: 83-1930 (615 amino acids)
Biological process (GO): nucleotide catabolic process
Cellular component (GO): cytosol
Molecular function (GO): hydrolase activity
Source: RefSeq, a predicted model, not a curated record
GCGAAUUCAUUCGAAGCAACACCUUUGCACAUCGCAACCGAAGAAGAGUUUUUCUGUUCAAUAUCAUUUACACAUCUGAAAGAUGCGGAGGUUGUCUGUUUCUACCUUGCUGGGAUGGUUUCUGCCGAGUCCAAUAACUGUUCUGGGAGCUUCUGCGGAAUCUGCUGUGCUGCUGGCACCAAAUCUUCCCAUGGGAGAUAUCAAUGUGGUAGUGCUGACUGAUGUACAUUCUUGGGUCGGAGGUCACGACGCCAAAGAACCUAAUCUAGAUGCAGACUAUGGCGAUGUCCUAUCCUUCUACGAACGACUAAAAGCCUACUGUGAUCUUAUCAAGAAAGAUUUGUUCUUUGUCGUAAAUGGCGACUGGAUCGACGGAACCGGAAUUGCGACAAACGGUGAUCCGUCGUUUCUGAUUCCGCUUUUGGAAAAAAUGCCAUGGGAUGCUGUCAAUAUUGGUAACCACGAAUUGUACAAACGGGAAGUUAUUGAGUACAUGACCCAGCCUGGAGGCUUUGUGGAAUGGUGGGGCGACCGCUACUUAAGCAGCAACAUUGACUUGACGUCAAGUAUGAGGCCUAUUGGCAGCCAGUACCAUAUUUUGCAAGGUCACAACUCUUCAGUGCUAACUUUUGGUUUUCUGUUCAACAUGAAAGACAACGAUGCGAUGGUGACGGUGCACGAAGUCGCGACUGUCGUACAGCAAGAUUGGUUUAGGAACACAUUAUUGGAAGAAGUCUAUGACGCCAUUCUGGUGCUUGCGCAUAUGGAUGUCAAGGACGACCUUGUACAGGUCAUUAAAGAUGCCAUUCGACUUCAGGUCGGGGCCAAUGUACCUAUACAGUUCGUGACAGGUCAUACACAUCAUCGGAGUAACUAUCGUCCAGACAGUUCCAGUCAUUCCGUCGAAGCCGGAAGGUAUUUAGAUACAGUGGGGUUUGUUUCCUUUCCCAAGGCGUCGACGCUUUUGUCGGAGCUAGCCAACGGGAACGGGAAUGCAUCGGAUUUGUUCCAACAUGUAUUUCUAGACGCCAAUGUAGAAACGCUGAUGAAAACACUGGCAGUGACGCUUCUGCAAACGGCCAAUGGGCACGCCUUGUCCAAAUUUAUCGCUCGUACCCGAAGCGAACUUGGUUUGAAUAAUGUCAUUGGAUGCGCGGCCCAAAGCUACUUCAUAGAUCGAUCAUUGGACGACGAGAACUCCCUUUGGAGGCUUUUUCGCGACAAGUUAGUGCCAAAGGGGUACAGUGGUGACGAAGUUUUCCUUUUGGGAAAAGGUGGCUGGCGAUACGAUGUGUUGCAGGGAAAUGUUACAGUUGAUAAUGUGCUGGCUAUUUCUCCUUUCAAUGAAUCUCUUCUGGUUUGGAAAGGGGUGCCAUCUGCGACCAUUGCGAAACUGGUAGACACGCUCAACGCCUUUCCUGACCAAGCCUUUUUGCAUGAUCUACCUAAUUAUAUCCUUGCCCCAGCUCGAAAUUUUUCAGCCGUCAAUGAAACCUACGAUUUGAUUACGGACCAGUUUGAAGUAUCGUUGAUGCAACAGCAGAUGGGUAUCAUUGACCAAAGUACAGCAGAUAUCACGCCGGUUCCCAUGCAACCAGCCACUACUACGACUUCGGUCUGGAUUAAGUUUUUUCAAUCUGAGAAUGAGUGUCAUAGUAACUCCCAUGGAGCUGGGAAUGAGAGACCUAUGGAAAUGCCCCCGAGUACGGGUGCUGAUGCAAAAUCAAAACAGAAUGAUGAUGAAACCGAUCAUCAAUUCGACAACGUCCGGCUUGUAUUCGUAAGCGUUGCCGUUGCAGCAGUUUUUCUUUUCAGCAUAAUCAACGUUCGUCAGCGGGAUCGAAGAUGGCGUAUGGUGACCGAAGCUAAACGCCAAUUAACUCUUCAAGCUCUCCGAGAUUACGAAGAUGAGGAAGGACAGUUCGUGUAG